ACAAUGGCAACACUCUGUGUGACAGUUUGUUAGGAACUUGGAAGUAGUGUUGUGAUUUACAUUAAAGAUUUUUUUAACAAAAAAAUAAAAAAUGAGACCGUUAAUGCUUCAGGGACAUGAACGUUCCAUAACUCGGAUUAAAUACAAUCGCGAAGGAGAUUUGCUUUUUUCCUGUUCCAAGGAUCAAAAGCCUAACGUUUGGUAUUCUUUAAACGGCGAGCGUCUGGGCACUUAUGAUGGACAUCAAGGAGUUGUGUGGUGUCUUGACGUAGAUUGGACGACCACAAAGUUGAUAACUGGCUCUGGUGACAUGACUACCAAAGUAUGGGAUGUAGAACAUGGUACAGUUAUUGCGUCUAUUCCUUCGAAGUCAUCAGUGCGAACUUGCAAUUUUAGUUAUUCGGGCAAUCAAGCUGCUUACUCCACCGAUAAAGCUAUGGGACAAAAUUCUGAAUUGUUCCUCAUUGAUGUACGAACAGUGGACGCAACCACGGCUGAUCAAAGUCCAAUCUUACGUCUCCCUAUGUUGCAAUCCAAAAUUACCUCAAUGUUAUGGGGUCCUUUGGAUGAAACAAUCAUAACUGGGCACGAUAACGGUCAACUGUCCAUUUGGGAUGUUCGCAAAGGACGUGAAGUAAAUUCCGUUAAUGAUCAUACGGCUGGCAUAAAUGACAUGCAAAUGUACAAAGACGGAACGAUGUUUGUAACUGCAUCUAAAGACACGUCGGCUAAAUUAUUCGACUCUGAGACGUUAAUGUGUUUGAAAACUUAUAAAACCGAGCGGCCGGUAAACUCCGCCGCGAUUAGUCCCAUAUUGGACCACGUAGUACUGGGCGGUGGUCAAGACGCAAUGGAAGUUACAACCACUUCCACUAAAGCCGGUAAAUUUGAUUCCCGUUUCUUCCAUUUAAUUUACGAGGAGGAGUUUGCUCGUCUUAAAGGCCAUUUUGGACCAAUAAACAGUUUGGCUUUUCAUCCAGACGGUAAAAGUUUUGCUUCAGGCGGAGAAGAUGGUUUUGUGCGGGUGAAUACAUUCGAUAGUACAUACUUUGAACCGAUAUUCGAGUAAUUCGCCAGAAAACUUUUCUUGUG
Molecule: messenger RNA, 1092 nt
Organism: Glossina fuscipes
Lineage: Eukaryota; Metazoa; Arthropoda; Insecta; Diptera; Glossinidae
Gene: eIF3i
Product: eukaryotic translation initiation factor 3 subunit I
Exons: 2
Coding region: 92-1069 (325 amino acids)
Biological process (GO): cytoplasmic translational initiation
Cellular component (GO): eukaryotic translation initiation factor 3 complex, eIF3m; cytoplasm
Molecular function (GO): RNA binding; protein binding; translation initiation factor activity
Source: RefSeq, a predicted model, not a curated record